GUGGUCAAAUGCCUCGCCCCCUUCGUGGCUUCCCUGCCUUGCCUCCUCUCCAAGAAACUCUGAGAUUUAGCCCGCCCUUCGCCGUGCGAUGAGAACAGCAAACAAUCUUUGGGUAGGUGGUGAGAGGGAGAGAGGAUGGUACUGCCAGUGGUGAAGUUGGGAUCUCUCGCCCUGAGAACACUUAGCAAGCCAAUUGCCUCAAGGCUCAAGCAACAAGCCGGCUUCCACCCAAGGUUUCGCCAGUUCAUCAUAGACCUCGCCCAGGUGAAUCAUCGCUUCACCACAACCAUGCAGAGGCGCCUGUAUAACCAUUCGACUGACACCGCAAUUCGUCCUUUGAAUGAAGAGAAAGCUGUUCAAGCUGCUGCUGAUCUUCUUGGGGAACUCUUUAUCUUUUCGGUUGCUGGAGCUGCUUUAAUCUUUGAGGUGCAAAGAAGUGCUAGAUCAGAAGCUAGAAAAGAGGAGUUGCGUAAACAGGAACUCGAGGCUUUGAAGCAAAAGGAGGACAAUUUAGCAAGAGAGGUAGAGCUACUGAAGCAGAAGUUCCAUGAGCUAGAGCAUCUUGCCCAAGGACGAGGUCCUUUUAGUAUUCCCAAAUUUAGAUCUGGCCACGCACCUGAAAGCACUAAGCCAAUGGCUGCUGCUUAGCAAAUUUGAGCAACAUAAAGAUUCAAUUGUAGUUGUCUGCUAAGUAGGUGCUAGUGCUUCAUUCACAUUAUAAUUUUCCUAUCUUGCCAUCUUUCUUUGCUUUUACAGCAUUUCCGUGUGAUCAUGCUGGUGAUUCAAGCUAGCGAAGGAAUGUUGUUAAGCCUCUUAGCCAUGUAGUUUCAUUGUCCUUGAACGUGUAAAGGGAAGCUGGUUUUUCAUAGCCUAGACCAUCAGAAAAAUUAGAAAAAAAGGCCAGAGGCAGGUUUUGUAUAAAUUUAAUAAGGUUUUUCCCUGGGGCUGCAAAGAUCUUUGGUUUCUGACUGCCAGGAUCUAGUAAGCGUCAUGGAUAUCUCGAAUUACUCAUUGUACCUUGAAAGUGAUUCUUUUUUCAUUCUUUUGGCAAAAACAAUGAUAUUUGCUAUCAAAUUCAAAACUUUAUGAACCCA
Molecule: messenger RNA, 1094 nt
Organism: Elaeis guineensis (African oil palm)
Lineage: Eukaryota; Viridiplantae; Streptophyta; Magnoliopsida; Arecales; Arecaceae
Product: OPA3-like protein
Biological process (GO): regulation of lipid metabolic process
Cellular component (GO): mitochondrion
Source: RefSeq, a predicted model, not a curated record